AAACCUCGCCUCAGUAACGCCGUGGCCAGCAGUGUGGGGAGGUGUUGAAUCUCUCCCUGUCAGCUUAUAUGACUAGUGUCGUCUCAUUAAAGUACAAGGCGGUGCAGGCAAUUAGCGUAACUGACAGUGAUUCACGUUGCAUCUCAAACCUCCACGUAACGAGGAAACAACAGUGAGAGAACAAGGAAAGAGGUAACAUUGGUGGCAUUAAAAACAAGUGACUCUUAAGUUGCGCGUGGUGAAGUGAGGAUGCAGAAGGUGGAAGGAGGAAAUUGUUAGCAGCAGCAGCAGUGUAUAUCUUCCUACCGAGCAUGGUUGUGGUGUUGGGAGCCUAAGUUAACCAUGUGUGUGUCGUUGUUGGAGGAGGAGGAGUGGAACACUGUCGUCGUCUGCCUGGCCGUGGAGAGGUCAUCUUGGGGGUGGAGGCAUCAAAGAGGACGAGACGAAGCACUUGUGUGACAUUAGCGUUACACCACCCCCCUACACCCACGUUACCCACGCACGCCCAACCCACGUACGCCCAACCCACGUUACCCACGCCCGUCGCUUCUCUACUACCCACGCUCUCCCGCCCACAGCGCCUGCGAACGCCCAUACCAAGAGAAGAUAUACACCGUAUGAUCUUCCUUCUUACUGGAAAAAGAAAACCUCAGAGGAAAUCUACAAUACCUUGCUGGGACUUGUAUGUGUGUACGGACGACCUGGAUUGAUCACACUUGAUUCCUUAUUGAAAGUCACCUCAGUCUUUUAAAACUAAUUCUUCCUUAUUUCUCUGAAGACUACCCGGUUUGACCUUUUAUUGACCUGUGUUGAAAGGUCAUCUUGUGUAUGACCCCUUCCCACGUGUUUUGUCAUUUUAGUUUUGACCCUUUCUUUGUUAACGACCUGGAUUUAACGUGUUCCUAAGCGACAGACAGACAGACAGACAGACAGACAGAAACAGUCCAUUUUGUAGCGAGUAGUGUGUGUGAAUGGGUAGAGGUUGAUUCAGUCUUAUGUUAGUUUACCCUCUAAAUGAAAGUUACUUGAGCUUCGUUUUCUUUGACUCGACUGAACCCUUAGGACAAAUUUCUUAAGUUUUUGUUUGUUUGUGUCUUGUUUUGUGUAAGUGAACCCCUGAGCCGUGGAGAAUGUGAGGAUCAGAGGCUCUUUGUGAACCCUUGGUGAUGUGUUUGAACCUUUAGUGAUGUUUGAAUCCUUUCCAUCCAUACCCUGGACUAUCUUGAACUUUCCCUAACCAAUUGAACUUUGGAACUUACUCUUUCAUUCGUGUUCAGAACCUUUGUGCAGUGGAACCUUAAAAAAAAGAUCUCAAAGUAACCCAAAUGAACCACAGUGUUGCUUUUUGAACCCUUCCCCGAGUCAUUAUCAAAGUUGAACCUUACAGUGGGAAAUAUUUAUUCCGACAAGUUGAGUGAUACUGUCAGUAAUUAUGGCCAAGUUUACAGCAAAAACACGAAGGAGUUUUGGGGGUUCUGAAGAUCUCUAGUGAAGUGUGGUUGCGGUAACUGUGUCGUCUGCAGUGAAAUUGAAGAAAACGAACGCCACCUUUUUGAAGUGAUAUUGAACCCUUGUUUUAUUUGGAAGUGUGGUUGAACCUUUGUCACUUCUCGCUCACUUAAAGUAUUACAUGAAUCUCUCGUUGAAACCAAAAUAAAUAAAAGAGAUAUUGUGAUUUGAAAAGAAAACAAGAAAAAAAAUUUACUUUAACUAUAAACAUAAAUCGGGACCUGAAGCUCGUAAAUAUAGAAAAAAUAAUAAUAACGACGACAAUAGACUGACACUAGAGGAGAAAAAAAAAAUAUAUUUUUGUACAGUCGAGGUUAGGUAGAAAAAAAUAUACUUUAGUACUGGUGUAACAGAAGACUGUAGUAAAACAACAUUAAGUUGAUAUAGUGUUUAUUAAAGAAGAGUUUGUGAGGAGAAGGAUUAUACACCUGUUGAAACGGCAGGUGAACGGUAAUUAAGGCCCGGGAACAAAGGUGUGAGUUUGCGGAAGCAAGUGAGUGGGUUACCCGUGACAGGCCGCCACCACUACCCAGGCCGUCACCUCUCUCCGGGUCGUUGGUGGCCAGUUCGAUGUUGAGGCCCGGGCGCCGCGUGGGAGCCUGGUUAUCACAGAAGGAUUGGCUCUGGGUGUUCCUGAGGGGCAGCGUCAGCAGCGUCUCCCGCUACCAGUCGUGGGCGUGGGCGUGGAACGUGGGCGUUCUCCUCAUUCUCUCCACCGCCGCCCACCAUAAUUUCCCCAACGCUAACCCCACCACCACCACACCUUCCUCAUCCCCCCUUUCCUUUUCCUCGCCCUUCCUCUCCUCUGCCGACUAUCCUCCGUCCAGGGACGUGGGUGAGGCGCCACCCGCUCUAGAUCCGGCCGAGGGGUCCCAGGAGGACCCCGGUGAGAGGGGCGUAACCAUGACGGAGGUGCAGGUGUACAAGGUGAUGAUCGCCUCCGCCAUCCUGGUGUUCUGGUCCGUCUUCUGGGUGGUUCAUCUCAUAGGCAUCAUCUACGGGUACCGUCGGCUACACCAUCGUCGGGCGCUGAGUGUAGAGAGCGGUGACCAGGGCGUGAUGGGUGUGAGCAUCCUGAAGCCCCUGGUGGGUACCCCGAUGGAUCCCAACCUCAUGACCAACCUGGAGACCUUCUUCACCCUCAACUACCCGAAGUUUGAGUUGCUGUUCUGUGUGCAGGAGGAAGGUGACCCCAGCAUUAUGAUUGUGCAGCAGCUGAUGAAGAAACACCCACAUGUCGAUGCUUCCUGUUUCACGGGUGGUCUGGAAGUGGGCGUGAACCCCAAGAUCAACAACAUGCAGCCGGGGUACCAGGCAGCCAAGCACGAGCUGCUCAUGGUGUCCGACUCGAGCCUUCUCAUGAAGGAGGACACGCUCACCGACAUGGUCGCUCACAUGACUCCUGACGUCGGUAUCGUCCACCAGAUGCCCUUCACUUGUGACAGGAAGGGCUGGCCAGCUAUAUUGGAGAAGGUUUACUUUGGGACCGGCCACGCGAGAAUGUACCUGUUCCUGGGACUACUGGACGCUCUUGGCUUCGGUGUCAACUGCUGUACCGGCAUGUCCUGUUUAAUGAGAAAGAAGGUGCUGGAUGAAGCCGGAGGUAUCAGUGCUUUUGGCAUAUACUUGGCCGAAGAUUACUUCUUUGCCAAGUACAUUCAGGACCGAGGCUGGGGUAUUCGCAUAGCUUCACAGCCUGCCUGGCAAAAUGCUGGGACCUGUCGAGUCAAGAACUUUCUCUCCAGAUUAACAAGAUGGUGUAAAUUACGUAUAGCAAUGGUACCUCACACCUUAGUGUUGGAACCGGUCACAGAGUGUAUGGUCCUAGGACUGGUGGUGUCGUGGGCUGCGACCGUGUUGUUACAUGCAGACUACCUCACCUUCUUCCUGUUUCACACUCUUACAUGGUCUCUUGCUGAUUGGAUCAUGCUCAAUAUUGUGCAGAAUGGGCCUCCUCCUUUUAGCAAGUUUGAGUUUGUGAUUAGCUGGCUAUUUCGAGAAGUGAGUGCACUCUUCAUCUUCCUCCAUGCUGUGUGGAACCCAGUCAUCAGCUGGCGCACAGGAUCCUUCAAGCUCCGCUGGUGGGGUGUGGCAGAACCUGUCAACACUAGGGUCACUGUAAUGUGAGGUGUAAGUUAUGUAUGACUGUAAUCUUGGGAUGUUACAGCUAGGUGGUGGCUGUCGAAUGAAAUUACCUCGGUAAUUCGUAAUCGACUUCACAACUCGCAUGUGAUGUUCACUGGCAGUUUCCUGCUUGAAGCAACCUCGAGCUGAUAUGGUCUCGUACAGGUGUCUCCUUCAUCAUGAGAGGUUGUACAGAUGCCACACCUGUAUUUUAAGCUUGAACAAAGUCUAUAAUGAAUCUUAGCACUGUACUUUUGGUUGCAUGAAGGAUGGGGAAAAAAUUGCCUCAGAUUAUUGCCUGAUUUUACCAGGUAUGUGUAGUUGCCACUUCCAGACAAUGGAGGCAUAUAUCUCAUGUUGGUCCAUAUUGUGACACUAUGUAGCUAAUAUUUCACUUUCAAGUGUGCUGAUAUUUGGCAAUGGUGUAAAGUUAAGAUACAUUUGCCAUAGCGAAUGAAAGAGUAAUAAUGUAAGAGUUACUGUCAAAUAUUGAGUAAGAUGGAAGUACAGUAAAAUGAUCUUAAAGUCACCUUACCAGUAUCAUUUUACCAAGCCAUAGACAAAGAGUCUUAUUUCAGGGUGGAACAAAUGAUGGGUAAAUGGGUAUCAACCGAGUGUUUGUUACUUUGGGAUGAGUACACAAGAUGGGCAUUAAUUGACACGUUGAGUAUAGUUCAUUGUGCUUGUGCUUUCAGUAAAGUGAACCAAGGUGGCCAUUUGAUUUUAUGAUGAUUACACCAUAUAGGUGUUCCAUUUCAUGAUGUGUACACCCACUAAAAAAUUAUUUGGCACCCUUACGGUGUGAUACAAUAUGACACGGGUGCCGAAUAACUUUUUAGUGGGUGUAUACACUAUUUGGGUGAUGAGUUUACUGCUACAUGGAAUAUGUGUUUGGUUUAGUCAUUACACAUACUGGGCAGUUGUCACUUUUUAGUCCAUUGGCUAAUUAUGAAUUAUGAGGAGCACAUCACCUACAGGGAAAGCUGUAUGAUGGGCAAUGAGACUACCAGCACAGUUUGAAAUUUUAAGAAACUUCAUAAACAGAGCAUUGUUGCCUUUCAAAAUUUUAUGACUCAUUCAGUAAUGAACACAUUUGAGUAUUUUUUUUUGUAACGGUAUUUUGCUAAAUGUGGACAGUUUAUUAUAUUAUGUAGUUCAUUCUUGAGUCAGGUUGAAAAUUGGCUUAAUAAGUUUUAAUGAUCUGAACAGUACAGUAUUUUGUGAAAUUAUCCCUGAAUCUGUCCAUCCUGAUCCACCGCACAAUCAGUGUAGAGGGUGUUAAGUAAAACCCUUUUGUCAAUCACAGGAUAUCCUCUACAGUAACACAGGUAUAGGUACCACAUAUAACAUGAAAAAACACAGUAUGCUUCAUUACAUAUUCCGUCCCUAGUAUACAGGCUGCCAUAAGUGACCAUCUAGAAUUUAAUUGCAAGCUUUGUAUUAGAUCUGAAUUUGCCAUUGACUGGUUCACCUGAGAAUAAUGCCCCCUGAAAGUUUGACCAGCCCACCAGUGUUAUAAUGAAGUGGACAAAUGCAGAGAUUUGGCCUGCUGGUGGUCAGACUUGGUGUGUACAUAUAUAUUUAAGUGACAGCAGUGAAUAAUUCAUGGAAGAAUAAUUGGUAAUUAAUUUUUGUUUAAUGCAUAAAGAGUCGAUUCACAAGUAAGGAGAAUGACCGUCGAGAGAGAGUGUAUAUAAAGAAGCUUGGACAUUGAGGUGGCGAUUGGGAUAUUGUUUGUGCAAGUUUAUAAAAAAAAAAAAAAUUUUUGCAACACUUGAUUAAACCUGCUAGUAGAUAUUCACAAGUGUUUGUCAAUGAAGACUGACAAAACCACCCCGACCAAAGAUCAUCCCACAGCUUUCUUGGAACAAAUAUUGAUGUACUUGUAAUGUUUUAUUAUGUCUUCUUGAACUAGAGUGUGUGUGUGUGUGUGUGUUGUAAAUAGUAUACAGUAUGUAGUAAGGAAGUAAUGUUUUGGAAAAUAUUUGGAAAUCAAUUCUAGUUAAGUUCGUUUUAAUUUAUGCGAAAGAAAUAAAUUUGGCGAGUUCCAGAAAAUUAGUUAACUAUUCAGUUGGAGCCUGGCCAUCAUGGUGAUAUUGUCAGUGUGUGUCCCUGGCUAUAAUACCAUGGUAAUUUUGUGUGUGGCCAUGACUUAUGUACGAUGGUAAUGUGUGGUCAUGACUAAACAUUUUGUCUAUUACUUAAACUGCCUCGACUUAAAAGUUCCCCAUUAUGUGUUUGUCUCCCUCACCAUUCGCCACCUCUACUUGGAGUGCUUGAAAUAGUGCUUGUACUCUGUGCCUUUUACAUAUAUAUGUGGCAUUCACUUGUAUUUAAUUACAUUUUGUAUUAAUGUAGAAUGUAAUAAAAAGUAUCUUGUCAUUUAGCUUGAUAAGUAAAAGGAACCAAGGUUGUUGCUCAACUUAAUAUGUCUGUAAGUGUUUUGGUGUCCUUAUUGUUAUUCCAGACUAAAAUUUUACUGGUCUUGGAAUUUGUCAAAGGUAAUGCAAUACUGUAGUCGAAUAAAUUUGCUGGGAACUGUACAGUAAAUGAAGAUAAAUGGCUUCAUUUCUUAGACAGUGAUGUCUUUUGACUCUUACAUGAUUAGCAUUAUACAUGUAACACAAACUACAGAUAAUAUAUUGUAAUCAUUCUUAAGGUGUUAAAAUUAUCAUAAUGAUGUUGCUGGAGGCUGUGAGUGUAAAGAAGUCGUUCAUAGUGUCUUAAGUGCCUAGAAAUGACUUUCCUUGGCUUAAACCUGUACUAUGAUCCAAGUGUACUGGGAUAUGUGUACCUCCCCAGCACACCUGUGUUAUCUGUGCGUGUUCAAGUUCAUGGCUCAAAGUUGGCAGGACUUUAGUUCUAGGUGCAUAUAUACUGUACUAUUAAUGUCUCGACAUGCACAGGUUCUAAUAACAGUAUUGUGCCAACUUUAAACCAUUGUCAAGACACUGAAAAGUAUUUUUUUUAUUUUAGGAGGGUGUGGGUUUGGCCAUGGAAUGUGAAGAUACUUUUACUGAAAACUAGCAAAAUUGUCCAUCUCCUAAAAUCACCAUGGCAAUAUAUCGCUGGGAAAGAUUUUUGAUUCUUGACUGGACCACCCAAGGGGAUCCAUGUAGUGUAAAAUUUCAGGUCUCCAAUGGCUUCCAUUUUGGAACUAUGACUAGAACCCUGUUGUUAUUAUAGAUAAAUAAGAAGGGUUGUUAAUGGUAAUAAAUUAGAAUGAAAACACCAUAUGUGUGCACAGUAAUCAGUGAGACUAGAAAGAAUUCUCAUUGGGCUAUGUGCUUGUGUUGCAACAGUUGGUCAUUGGUUUGCGGGUACAGUAUUCCAUUGGAUUAUUGUUUGGAUAGGUGACUGGAGCCAGUCUUCAAUGCCUACUACUGACCUGAACCCUCAAAAUGUGAAAUUAAUUAGUUAUUCAUCCAAUUCUUCACAGAAGUAUCAACAUCAAAAUUUCAACUCGUAUGUAGGUAAUCUAUACAAUAUACUAAAAAAAAUCUAGUCCUCUAUAGGCCAAUGCAACCUGUGAUUUAAACAAUGCAAUAAAAAUGUGUCGGUUGAGCUGUGUGUUUAUGGUAUAUUGCAGAAUGAUUACAUGGGAAAUGUUGCCAUUACAGUACCCUGUUAUUUAUCCAGUACAUUAUUAUGUUCUCUGGUUAAUUUGCUUCAUCAUUUCAUGAAUUCUAAUUACAGUACUGCUUAGCUGAUGCAAGUCAUUUGUUGUACAGGAUUUAUAAUAAAAAAAAUGUCCUAA
Homarus americanus (American lobster) is the source of this 7390-nucleotide messenger RNA. RefSeq names its product ceramide glucosyltransferase-like (gene GlcT). The transcript is spliced from 9 exons. Gene Ontology annotation, biological process: glucosylceramide biosynthetic process. The record is from RefSeq and is a predicted model, not a curated record. Gene Ontology annotation, molecular function: ceramide glucosyltransferase activity. NCBI's taxonomy places the organism in Eukaryota, Metazoa, Arthropoda, Malacostraca, Decapoda, Nephropidae. The coding region runs from base 2080 to 3636 and encodes 518 amino acids. Gene Ontology annotation, cellular component: membrane.